Molecule: messenger RNA, 1080 nt
Organism: Hansenula ciferrii
Lineage: Eukaryota; Fungi; Ascomycota; Saccharomycetes; Phaffomycetales; Wickerhamomycetaceae
Gene: GFD1
Product: Gfd1p
Exons: 1
Coding region: 1-1080 (359 amino acids)
Source: RefSeq, a predicted model, not a curated record
AUGUCAGGUCUUGCCUCUAAAUGGGCAGAUGAACCAGAUUUGGUUAAAGCUGCUGUUGAACAAGAUUCCACAAAGAGAACAUCACCUUCAAAAUCAAUUAAUUCAACAUCACCAUCGAAAUCAAAUGCUGUGACAUCUGUCAAAGGGAAACCAUUAGCUAGUAAAUGGGCUGACUCAAGUGAUGAUGAAAAAGAAGAAGAAGUUAAGAUUCCAAUUCACAAAUCUCCACCAAAGCAUAAAUCUAUACCAAAAGAACCAAGGAAAUAUAGAGAUUCACCUAAAAAACAUAAUAAAGUCAAUGAUUUAUCCUCAAUAUUUGAUAAUCAAUUACAAUUAGAAGAUCAUGAAGAUUCAAACGGUAGAGAACAAAUGACACCUGAAGCUAAAGCUUUUGCCUCUAGAUUAGGUAUUUCAUCAAAUGAUCAACCAUCAAAACCAAAGAUUCAAUUUAAUAAACAUCAUAAAAGUAAACAUCAACACGAUGAAGAACACUGGGAAGAUGAUGAAGAAGAAGAUCAGGAAGAUGAAUACGAGAUAGAUGAAGAAGAAUACAAACCUCAAGCACCAACUAAAGCUGGUAAUAGCCUUGCAUCACGUUUAGGAUUAGGUUCAACGUUACCUGAAAAGCCAAUACAACCAAGUAAAGAAGAUAUACGGAAUAGAAGGGAACAAGAACGUGAUAGAUUACAAAAAGAGCGUACCAAAGCCAACCGUGAAUGGAAUCACAACAAAGAUUUCAAUCGUAAUAGGGGUCAUAAUGAUCGUAGAUAUUCAAACCACAAUAGAGAUCAUAAUGAUAAUAGAUAUUCACAUCAAAAUAGGGAUCAUAAAUUUGAACAUAGAGGUCAACAUCAUCAAGAUCAUCAUAAAGAAUAUAGCUUAAGAGGUAACAAAUAUGACAACGAUAGAGAACAUCGUGUCAACCAACAGAGUAAUCCUGAACCAAAACCACAACUAAAAGCUGAAAAAUUAACAAAGGAACAACUCGCCAAACAAGAAGAAGAAUUAAAACAGCUUGAAGAGAUGAUGAGUUCUGGGGGUAAAAAUAUCAAUUGGGCAGAUUUUGAAGAUGGUUUUUGA